ACUAACAUAACAGUCAUUCCAUUCCAGAAUCAUCAUCAAUCCAGCAGACACACAAAAGAGACGGAGAAUUUGCGAGAAAAAAAAUCAUCACAAUUUUUUACCAAUUUGCAAAACGUACCUCGUAAACGUCUCAAAUUUCAAUUAAGUUAAGUGAAACGUUAAGGGCACGGUCAGGUUGACGCCGGCGUCUCCGAGGAUCAAGGAAUCAGUCAACAAGACGAGGAAAAAGAAGAGAGACAAUAUUUAUUAUUUAUCAGUUAUUUAAGUGCACAGUUAAAUCGUCAUCAUGUCGGAACCACGAGGUCGCAUGGAACAUUUUAAGAACAAGGGGAAAGAUCAGGAUGAAAUGCGCCGCCGCCGGAAUGAGCAGACGGUUGAGCUUCGCAAGAACAAAAGGGAAGAAACAUUGCAGAAGCGGCGAAACGUUCCCUCCGCCGAGUUGACGGAUGAAGAGAGUGACAAAACCCCCGUCGCGGGGGCCAAUCUUCAAGCCCUCGUCCAACAAGCGGCCGACUCGACACAACCAGAAAUCCAAUAUCAAGCGGUGACCGCGGUGCGCAAGUUACUCUCCUCGGAUCGUAAUCCACCCAUCGAUCCACUAAUUAAUUGUGGCAUCCUCCCCAUUUUGGUCAACUGUCUGGGCGGCACGAACAAUUCCACCCUCCAAUUUGAAGCAGCCUGGGCCCUCACCAAUAUCGCUUCCGGGACGUCCCAGCAAACCCAGGCGGUCGUCGGGUGCGGCGCCGUGCCCCAUUUCCUCGCCCUCUUGGCCUCUCCACAUCAAAAUGUGUGUGAACAAGCGGUCUGGGCGUUGGGCAAUAUAAUCGGGGAUGGCCCACAUUUACGCGACUACGUCAUUUCCAUGGGUGUGGUGGCCCCCCUUCUCAACUUCAUCCAGCCCGAGAUUCCCAUCACUUUUCUCCGCAACGUGACCUGGGUUAUUGUCAACCUCUGCAGGAAUAAAGAUCCCGCCCCGCCACAACAAAGUUUGGCCGAAAUCCUACCCGCGCUCAACGUCCUCGUCCACCACACGGACACGAACGUUCUCGUCGACACGGUUUGGGCCCUCAGUUACCUCACGGACGGAGGGAACGACCAAAUCCAGAUGGUCAUCGAUUCUGGCGUCCUGCCCAAACUCGUCUCCCUCUUGUCCCAUCGUGAAGUCAAGGUGCAGACAGCGGCCGUUCGGGCGGUAGGAAACAUCGUCACCGGAACGGACGAGCAGACCCAGGCCGUCCUCAAUUGUGACGCACUCGGACAUUUCACUACGUUGCUGACCCAUCAGAAGGAAAAGAUUUGCAAGGAAGCCGUCUGGUUUUUGAGCAACGUGACGGCCGGAAAUUACGCACAGGUGCAAGCCGUCAUCGACGCGGGGUUGAUCCCGCUCAUUAUUUCUCACUUGGAAAAGGGUGAGUUCCAAACUCAGAAGGAAGCCGCGUGGGCCGUGUCUAACAUGACGAUAAGUGGGAAUAAGGAACAAGUCUCGUAUCUAAUUUCGUGCGGUGUUAUUCCACCAUUUUGUAACUUGCUGUCCUGUAAAGAUUCACAGGUCAUCCAAGUCGUUCUGGAUGGGAUUCACAACAUGUUAAAGAUGAUUGGUGGCGGUACAAGCGAAGAGGUUGAACGUGUCUGCGGCCAGAUCGAAGAGUGCGGUGGACUCGAUAAGAUCGAGAGUUUACAGAAUCACGAAAAUCUCGACAUUUACAAAAUUGCGUAUGACAUCAUUGAAAACUAUUUUUCGGAAGAUAUCGACGAAGAUCCCAACCUCGUUCCAGAAGCAACGGUCGAAGGAACGUUUCAAUUCGACCCCAACAACGCGGCCGGUCCUCAAGGAGGCUUCAAUUUUUAAUGAACUUAAAUUCCAUAACUAUUUACAACUAACUAAAUAUUAACUAUCGCGCUGUUCUUCUCAUUCUCUUCUCCUAUUCCUUAGUACUAAAUAAGUUUAAAUAUCAUGUAAAGAUUUAGCAGGAUGGACUACUUCUAACUAAAAGAACACACCCUCUGACGUGCUCCAAUGCCCGGAUUGAUUUUAUGUCUCAUUAAUUUAUGAUCAGUUAUAAUAAUUUAGGGUAACAAUGUAAUUAAUUAGCAACAUAAUUGUGCAUUAUCCAAAUUAUUAAGUAAGUAAAAAAUGACACUAACUGUUGGCAUGAGUGGGUGUGGUUUGUACGUCUCGUGGUUUGCGUAUCUUUUUGCCUCGUUGUUUUUUGUUUUUCGAAUGGAAAAAAACUUUAUAAUGUGAUAAUCUCCACUAUUAAUUAAUUAAUUAUCCUGUAAUUAGUUAAUUUAGUUGGUUUAGUUAACUAAUAAUUACGAUAAUUAAUUAACUCAUGAGAAAAGUAUACCUGAAGAGUGAAGAAACCGUGGAGUGUGUACGCAAGCAAUCCAAACGUUUUGACAAGACUGCAAUAAUUAUGAUAAGUAAUUAUCAACAAGUGUAGUUAAGUAAUAGUAAUUUAUAUGACGAGGUGAUGAUAAGCCAGGACGAUGGCGCUAAAGAUUUAGUUAGUUAAAUAAAUAGCUUAGUUGUUAUCUAGUAGUGGAUAAGCGUAAUUAAUUAUUUAAUAAUCUUGUCGCCUCCUCGUCAAAAUAAUAAUUAAGAUACGGACAGACAGACUGACGACGGAAUUAAUUAAUGAACCAUUUCGACAUCACGAUUACGCCAAAAAGUUAAAAAUACGAAAAUGUGUCGUGCCGUGCGCGCCAUAAUAGCAGUUAAGUUAAUUAAUUACCUUGAUUAGGAUGUAAAACUAUGCAAGUGAGUGAGCUGACAACGACGACAGUUAGUUAAUUAGUUAAUUUAGGGCGAUGAUACCAUGUUAUCCAAUAAUUAAUUUACGUUAUCAAUUGCUUUAUUAUGACACCUUCGCUCUGCAAUUAAUUGCUCUUAUCAUCAUCAUCACCUUAUCUUACAUACACCAAUCUAUGCAUAUUCUCUGGAGAACAACAAUAACUAUAAUUAGUUAAAUAUUGUUAAAAGUGCCGUUAUUAUUGUUAUAAUUAAAUUGAUUAUUCAAGUCAGUUAAUUAAUUGUUCUUGUUAUACACAGCUUUGAUUGCGUUUUGAAAUGGAGCCAGUUAUUUAAUAAUUCGCGUUAAAUAAAUGUUUUUGCGAAAUUACUAAUUUUUACGGAUUUGAUUUAAUCGAGUUGUUUUAUUAAUUAAGGAUUGAGUUAUAAUUAAAAUAUGUUAAUUAGUUAAUUAAUAAGUAUUGUUACCCUUUGAACAAACAAUUAAGAAGAUGAUGUACGCUCAUAUAAACUAUUUAAUUGGAUCAUUAUCAAAAAUCGCCAUACAUGAAUAAAGAGAGAACCGCUUGAAAAAAAA
Messenger RNA from Folsomia candida, 3329 nucleotides. It is a transcript of the gene Kap-alpha3, whose product is annotated as importin subunit alpha-3. Gene Ontology annotation, cellular component: nucleus; cytoplasm; nucleoplasm. The transcript has 7 exons. Gene Ontology annotation, molecular function: nuclear import signal receptor activity; protein binding. Lineage: Eukaryota; Metazoa; Arthropoda; Collembola; Entomobryomorpha; Isotomidae. The coding region runs from base 287 to 1849 and encodes 520 amino acids. The record is from RefSeq and is a predicted model, not a curated record. Gene Ontology annotation, biological process: NLS-bearing protein import into nucleus.